GCGCAGGGCUGGAGGCUGGGGUCCGCCUCCCUCCCCCGCUAGCUUUCUGCUAUCUGAUCGUCGCCCAGCUCUUCGUAGACUCUGGCUCGCGACGUGCUCGGGGCUGGGGGAGCCCAGAGGAGGCUCCCCGCGGCUGAGCGUCGUGCCCGGGAGCGGGGAGCCCCGCUGACGUCUCCCCAAGCCCCGAGGAUUACUAGGUGCAAGCUUUGGGGAAGUAGCCGGAGAAGAGACCAGCCAGGAACCCGUAGAUGUGUAGUCAGCCCCACUUGGUGCACAGAAGCUUAGUCCUUCAUGGAGACCAGCUCCCAGCCAGAAUGGCCAUGGAGGAGAUCGGCUUCCAGAUGGUGGCCUCACAGGAGGCAGGGGCAGGAUGUGGACUGCAGAGAGAGCACCUGGUAGGAAGUCUCAGCCUCCAUCUCUCCUCCCAGGCAGGGCAGCAUGGCAAGAGUGCGGAGGAAGAAGCUCUGGGCAUCCUUCCUGUGUAUCACAGUAGCCUCGUUCCUCCUCAUUACAUUCCAGGUGGUCAGUGAGCUUGGCAGAUUUGAAAGGCUGAAGACAGAAAACUCCAAUCUGAAAGAUGGGCAGCAAAAGCCUGAAGAAGCCACCAAGCACCUCCAUCCCUUUCUUAAGAAGGGACUGUACCAGAAUAAAAGAAAGGUAGCCAAAGCGGACACCUAUCCCAUCAUGCUCUGGUGGUCCCCACUGACUGGGGAGACAGGGAGGUUAGGCCAUUGUGGAGCGGACACUUGUUUUUUCACCAUCAACCGGAGCUACCAGCAUCACCAGCUGACCAAAGCAUUCCUGUUCUAUGGUACUGACUUUAGCAUAGACAGCUUGCCUCUGCCUCGGAAGGUCCAUCAUGACUGGGCCCUCUUUCAUGAAGAGUCUCCUAAGAAUAACUACAAGCUCUUCCACGAGCCCGUCAUCACCUUGUUUAACCACACGGCUACCUUCAGCCGCCAUUCCCAUUUGCCAUUAACCACCCAGUACCUGGAAGGUAUAGAGGCCCUGAAGUCACUUAGGUACAUGGUUCCUUUGCACACCAAAAACAGCCUGAGACAGCGCCUGGCCCCACUGGUGUACGUGCAGUCGGACUGCAACCCACCCUCGGACCGGGACAGCUACGUGCGGGAGCUGAUGAGUCACAUACAAGUGGACUCUUACGGUGAGUGUCUUCGAAAUCGAGAUCUCCCUCCGCAGCUGAAAAACCCAGCUUCCAUGGAUGACGAUGCCUUCUACCGGAUCCUCGCACAGUACAAGUUCAUCCUUGCCUUUGAGAAUGCAGUCUGUGAUGACUACAUCACCGAGAAGUUUUGGCGACCUCUGAAACUGGGCGUGGUCCCUGUGUACUAUGGUUCGCCCAGCAUCUCCGACUGGCUUCCCAGCAACAAAAGUGCCAUUCUGGUAGCCAGGUUUUCUCAUCCUCGGGAGCUGGCAGGCUUCAUCAAGCAGCUGGAUAACAAUGACAAAGAAUACGAGGCCUACAUAGCAUGGAAACUGAAGGGCGAGAUUUCCAACCACCAGCUUCUCACAGUCUUGAAGGAACGCAGGUGGGGUGUGCAGGACAUCACCCAGGACAACUACAUUGAUGCCUUUGAGUGCAUGGUGUGUAACAAGGUGUGGGAAAACAUCCGGCUGCAGGAGAAGGGCUUCCUCCCUAGGAAGUGGAAUGCAGAUGCCACACACCUGAGCUGCCCCAAGCCCCAGGCUUUUGCCUUCCCGAUCCCAGCUCUACAGUGGACCUCUCUGCGGGAGAUGUGGAUCCCGAGCUUUGAGCAGUCCAAGAAGGAAGCCCGAGCCCUGCGGCAGUUGGUGGAGAGGAAUCAGAAUUUCACUGCGCAAGAGUUUUGGACUCUGGUAUUCAAAGACUGACUUCAGAAAGGCCUUAGGAUCCUCAAUUUAGAGCUACUGCCCAGACAUGAGCCCCAGAAUUGAUGGUGUUUGCCUCAUGGGUGUGGAAUGCUCCUCUCUAGGUUGCCUUAAUAACACUGUAAGUCAAUCGUGACAAGAAAGCUGUGUGUUGACUUAUCCUCUAGGAUAGGAAUUAAUUGGUGCAGUACUUACAAUGAGCCCUAUUGGAUAAUUCCCAUGAAGUCCUCUUAGAGGUCACCCUUAUAUUUUUAUAUUUAAAAAGUAUUUCUUGUAGGCACUAAUUUUAUCCACUUUAAAUGGCUAGAUUAAAAUUCCUGCUGCCUUUAUAUUAGAUCCAUGUCAGUGGGCAGUGCCCAGUUCAGUGCCUGGGACAGAUGGCAGGUGGAAAUGUUUUGCACAUUCUGUGUUAGUUGUUCUUGCCCUCAGAAAGACCAUUUCAUGAACGCUGGGGAGCCGUCUUUUUGUAAGCCAGGCAUGACAGAGAAAGGCAUGAGAGCGUGGUCCUGGGAAGUCCCUGCUCUGGUGUCCGGGGAGCUGUGCAAAGUGUGCUCAUGAUCUGUCUUCAAGAAAUCUUCAAGCUCUGUGUAAAUGGGAGGGAUUUGUAUCACUGGCUCCAUUGUAAACCUGAGUGUCUGCACAAGCUGGCAUGACAGAGAGAGCACCGGACCUGGAAUCAGGAAAUCCUGCGUUCAAAUCCUGCUUCCAAAACUUUUAGCUCUAGACCUUUAGCAGCUUCUCUAAGCUUCCAAAAUUGGGGAUAAUCAUGCCUAUCUCAUAGGGUUGUUGUGAGGGUCAGAUAAUCUUGUGUAUGUUAGCUUUAAAAUGUUACAGGAAUGUUUGCUAUUAUUAGACUCUGCCUCGUCCCCCAAAAAGCAUCCAUGUGCUCUUGGUAAAGCCUUCUGGGUUUCCUGGCCCCAGAAUAUCCAAGGAUUUACAGCCGAGAGAGACAUGGAGGCCACUGACUCCCUGGAGGAGGGGACAACGGAUGGGGAGUUAGCUUGGGUCCUGGAUUUGUCGUUCAGUGCUUGUGUGGUCUUGGACAGGUCUCCUUUCCUCUCAGGAAGUAGACGCUGGUCUUGGUUUUCUUCUCUUUAAAAUGAUGGGUUUGGACGAGGUGACCUCUGAGUCCCUUCCACAUCUGAAUCCAUGAUCCUUCAAGACCCAGAGUGGGGUAGGGCUAGCGUGUCACGGGCCAAAGGAGCCCCUUGCCCCUGGCUCACCCCGGCAUCCCCGCCAAGAUCUGUACCCAGAUCCUUCAGCCCCAGUGCCACUGGUGCUUUCCACAGCAUGACUUUCCCGUAGCUAGACAUGGGUUAGUGGGAAAGCUUAGACUAGAAUCCAUCUCCUGCCUUAAUCCACGGUCCUCUCUAUGUCUUCAUUUGCCCACCUCAGGAAGCCAGAAAGAAAAAGAAAAAGAAUCUCUAUUCAAAAGAGCCUGACGUUCUAAGGGGGGGGAGGGACACACAAAAAGUACAUUUUAGAAAACACAAAAUACUUAGCAAGUGAAUAGUCAUAAUUACUAACUAUAAGGCAAUUGGUGCGGGGAGGCUCUAGCACAUGGGGAAUCAGGAGGGACUUCAUGUAGAAGAUGAUGCUUAAGACACAUCCUGAAGGAAGACCAUGGAAGGAAGGAGGUAGUGCAUUCCAGGCAGGGGGCACAGCCAGCACAAAUGCAUGGAGAUGGUAGAUGAAACACAGCACAUGAGAGGAAGAGAGAAGGCUGCCUCAUAGGGAGAGUAAUUUCCAAUGAAGCUGGAAAGAUUGGGGCCAGGUAGAAGUCUUCAAAAGUUAAACAGGAGUUUUGUAUUCUAUCCUAGAGGCCACUGGAAUAUUUGAUCAAGUGAGGCCAUCACAUGGUCAAGAUCUGCAUAUAAAGAAAAUUUCCCUCUCUCAGAAGAGGCUUGGACGGGUAUGGCUUUGUGCUCAGCUGAAAAAGCAUUCUCCUCUUCUCUCCCUUUGUCACACAUGAGGAGCUGACUGUUAGCCCCUCCUUCUUACAUAUGAGAAUGGAGCUUAAGAGACGAGUUUCUUUAGGAGGGAAAAGCACCUGGAUGAGGUCCUGGACCCAGCUCUGCCCUUUACUAGGCAUGGGAUCACAGACAAGGUUCUGACCUUUUCUGGGCCACAAUUUCUUAAGUAAUAAAAGUAUUGGUCAAGAUGAUUUUCGAGGUGGUUUCCAGGUCUACAAUUUCUUUUACAACAUUGAUAGCUAGCGUUUAUGUAGCACUUUAAGGUUUGUGAAGUUCCCCACGUCUGUGGAAUGAAGUUUUAAAACCUGGCUGAAUAAAUUCCUAGUUCUGAACCUCAAAUAUGAUCGGUUUCAAAGAGGCAUCGUGGAAUAGUGGGCAGAGAGCUGGGUGUGGCAUCCAGAGACCUGAAGUUUUUAGCUGUUGCCUGUGGGUACAUCCCUGCCCAUGCUAAGCCUUAGUUACUUCAUCUGUAAGAUGGGGUUUAGUAAUAGGGUAGUGGCAAUCCCCACCAUAGACUUGUGCGCAGUGCCUUUUGUAAGUCACAGAAUGCUGUAGGUGUGGGAAUUGUGGAGGGAUCAAACUUAAAUGCCACAAAGUAGCCCCACUCCUCCCCUCGCCAAGUUCACUUCUGAGUGCAGCAUGGACAAAGAAAAGGGUUCAUCCCUUACUUAUCAGACUUGUCAUCUUUGCUCUAGGGGUCAAUCCAUGGCUGAUGUGGGUCCUGGUGGCUCAUCCAGCCUGUGCUGGUGGAUGCAGACCCUGGUGUGGACUCCAGAGUUCCAGGACCUCUGGUGGCUCUCCCUACCUUCCAUAGUUCGAAAGAUCUUCUAUCCUUGCCCAUCUGGUCUUCAGUAUUCCCUCUAGCUGAGGCAGGAAAGAACAAGAAGCAUCAGGAAGGCCAUUGUUUGGGGCUUUCUGUUGACCUGAAUCAGGAGAGGAGGCCGCUGGUGUUGCCACUGCCUCUCAGCAGUAGCAGGAUCAAACACUCCUAGCUUCAUGCCUGCACAAGGUGAGGAAGAACCCAAGGUCCUGGAGGCCUACAGAAGCUCAUCUCAUAGCUGGAUACCAGUGAAGUAAAAAAGGUGUUGACCUUUUGUGUGCAGCUCAGGAAGCAGAGUCUUCCUUGGAGGGCAGCCAAAAGUUGCCAAUAGAGUGUACAGAUAUAAUGUGUGCCAAGUUCUCUUCAUACCCACUACUAGGGAGCAUACCCAGCAAUGUGGUUGGGGCUGUGCCAGUCCAGGCUGCUCUACUGUGUGCCUGUAGUUAUGUAUUACUGAGGGAGAGAAGUUCUUCAUCCUGCCACCCCAAACCUCACUAGGGUGUCUGGAGGGCUCUAGGUGGGGCAAAGCAGGACUUCCCUCCCCCUUCACCAUCUCAAAGUCCACCCCCCAUUCCUCAUCCUUCCCCUUUUACCUUUCCUGACAUGGUUCAUCCAUCCCCACCUCUUAUGGAGGAAACCCAAGAAUCCCUCUCCACUCUUAACUCCAUCCCCAUCUUUCUUUACCAGUGUUGGUGGGGCAGACACCUUGAUGCAUCCCCAAGGGUUCCUGGGCCUUGUAGCUCUAAUUUUCUCUCUAUAUUAUCUUCUUCAAUUAGAAUGUGAGCUCCUUGAGGGCAAGGAUUGUCUCUUUUCUGUUUGUCUUCAGCACUUGGCACGGCUUACCUUACAUAAGUGCUUAAUAAAUGUUUUUUCAUUCAUUCACCUUU
Messenger RNA from Trichosurus vulpecula (common brushtail), 5549 nucleotides. It is a transcript of the gene POFUT3, whose product is annotated as fucosyltransferase 10. Gene Ontology annotation, cellular component: Golgi membrane. The record is from RefSeq and is a predicted model, not a curated record. NCBI's taxonomy places the organism in Eukaryota, Metazoa, Chordata, Mammalia, Diprotodontia, Phalangeridae. The coding region runs from base 439 to 1872 and encodes 477 amino acids. The transcript has 5 exons. Gene Ontology annotation, molecular function: alpha-(1->3)-fucosyltransferase activity.